AUGUCGGUAGGCGACAGUGGCAGCGGCCCGGGCCCGGGUAGCGGCGGCAGUGGCGGAAGUGGGGGCGGCAGUGGGUCCGAGGGCGGCGACGGGGCCGGCGGCGGCAGCGGCGGCGGCGGCGGGAGCGGGGGCAGCGGUGGUGGGAGCGACGGUGGCGGUGGUGACGGCGGGGGCGCGGCGGGCCCCGCGGACGGGGGCGGCGGCGCCGGCAGCGGCCUAAUCGGCGGCCCCCAGGCCGACGGCGACCUCCUGUUCGGCUUCGAGGAGAUGAUGAGGGACUUCGGGGGCCCGUUCAACGCCUCCUUCAACGAGAGCAUCUUCUCGUGGAACGCCAGCCUGUACAACGAGACCUACAUCGUCCUGGGCGAGGGCAUGUACCCCUCCGGCUAUAGCCUCCCCCAGGUGGUCCUCGGCUCCAUCUUCGUUACCGUCCUCAUGAUCGUCAUCGUCGUCGGCAACAUGCUCGUCAUCAUCGCCAUCGCUACCGAGAAGGCCCUCAAAAACAUCCAGAACUGGUUCAUCGCCAGUCUGGCUGUCGCUGAUUUCUUUCUGGGCCUCGUCAUCAUGCCCUUCUCCCUCGCCAACGAGAUCAUGGGCUACUGGAUAUUCGGGUACUGGUGGUGCGACAUCUACUCCGCGAUGGACGUCCUCCUCUGCACCGCCAGCAUCAUGAACCUCUGCCUCAUCAGCCUGGACCGCUUCUGGAGCAUCACCCAGGCCGUCGACUAUCUGAAGAAGAGGACCCCUGCCAGGGCGGCGCUCAUGAUCGCCCUCGUCUGGCUCCUGUCGGCCCUCGUCUGCAUCCCCCCGCUCCUCGGAUGGAAGAGGCCCAGCCCCGAGGAGGAGUUCCCCAAGUGCAGGCUAUCGGAGGACAUAGGCUACGUCCUCUACUCCGCGCUGGGCAGCUUCUACAUCCCCUCGUGCAUCAUGGUCUUCGUCUACAUCCGCAUCUACUUCGCGGCGAAGGCGCGGGCUCGGCGGGGGAUCCGGAAGCAGCCGCGGCCGCGGCCGACGCAGCCGCCGGAGUCGCCGGACGUGCGGCAGACCAGCUUCACGCAGAGCACGCCGGCCACGGAGACCAGGAGGACCCCGGGGUCCGCCCUGGAGAACGUGGCCACCAUCGAGAACCAGCCGGUCCAGAUCCCCAUCGUCACCUGCGACUUCGCGAGCGACGUCAGCACCUCCGAGGCGGAGCCCGGAGGGGGCGGCAUCCCCCUGGAGGAGAAGGACACGCUCAAGGUGACGAUGCCGCUGCCGGGUCAGAAGAUCGCGUCGAAGGCGUGUCUGUCGGUGAACGGCGAGGGCCAGUCGAGCCAGAGCAUCCCGAUCCGGUGUCGAGCGCCGUCGGUGGGCAUCGACGUGGACAUGGUGUCGGAGUUCGACCCGUCGUCCUCGGACAGCGGGGUGGUGUCGCGAUGCGCGGUGGUGAAGCCGCUGAAGCGGCGACUCUGCCAGCCGAUCUUCGGCCGGAAGACGAUGGCCAAGCUGAAGCGGGACCACGGGGGCGGGGGCGGGGGCGGGGGCGGCGGCGGCGGCGGGGGUGAGGGGGGCCGACACGGCGGGAAGGACCCGGGGGUGGAGGCGAAGCCCCCCAAGCCCCGCGACCCCGAGAGGGAGAAGCGCCGGCUGGCCCGGAAAAAGGAGAAGCGCGCCACGCUGAUCCUGGGCCUCAUCAUGGGCAGUUUCAUCGCCUGCUGGUUCCCCUUCUUUUUCCUCUACAUCGUCAAGCCGCUCUUCCCGGACCUGGACAUCCCCGGCCGGGCCUUCACCGUCGCCUUCUGGCUCGGCUACACCAACUCCGCCCUCAACCCCGCCAUCUACACCGCCUUCAACAAGGACUUCCGCAGGGCCUUCCAGAGGAUACUCUGCAAAUGA
Messenger RNA from Orussus abietinus, 1875 nucleotides. RefSeq names its product alpha-2 adrenergic receptor (gene Octalpha2R). The transcript is spliced from 3 exons. Gene Ontology annotation, biological process: adenylate cyclase-activating adrenergic receptor signaling pathway. Bases 1 to 1875 code for a protein of 624 amino acids. Gene Ontology annotation, molecular function: G protein-coupled amine receptor activity. NCBI's taxonomy places the organism in Eukaryota, Metazoa, Arthropoda, Insecta, Hymenoptera, Orussidae. Gene Ontology annotation, cellular component: membrane. The record is from RefSeq and is a predicted model, not a curated record.